AUGGCUUCUUUUGCUCAGCUUCAUUGCUCUCAUGUCGGAAACGAUCGUCAUUUGAAUCCUGCUGGGCAUAUACCUAACCUCAAGUUACCGAAUCUAACCGGUAAAAAAUUUGUCUGCAAUUUCUCUCAAGAUCUUACCUCUUCCUCCCUCCGAUUAAAACCGAUCAACCUUGAUUUACUAUCUAAAAGACAACCUAUUCCAUGUGCUGGCGGCGGUGGCGGCGGUUCUGGUGUCGGCCAUGGAAGUGGUGGUGGAGGAGGUGACGGUGGCAGUGGCGAUCGGAGUGGAGGUGGAAAAUCCGACGACUCUUCUUCCUUCGACGGUUUCGGCCCAAUCGGGGCUUUUCUUAGUGGAUGGAGAUCAAGAGUUGCUGCUGAUCCCCAAUUUCCUUUCAAGGUUUUAAUGGAGGAAGUUGUUGGUGUGAGUGCAUGCGUUCUCGGCGACAUGGCAUCCCGUCCAAAUUUUGGCCUAAACGAGCUUGAUUUCGUCUUCUCCACUCUUGUCGUCGGAUCUAUCAUGAAUUUCACCUUGAUGUAUCUUCUAGCACCGACUAUGGCAUCUACAUCCGCAACUCUCCCUUUCAUCUUCUCCAAUUCACCAACAAGCCACAUGUUCGAGCCCGGCGCCUACAGCCUUAUCAACAGGUUAGGAACUUUCGUUUACAAAGGAACAGUGUUCGCCGCCGUGGGUUUUGCAGCUGGUUUAGUCGGAACUGCUCUGUCAAACGGACUAAUCCAGAUGAGGAAGAAGAUGGAUCCCACCUUCGAGUCACCAAACAAAGCUCCGCCAACUGUUUUAAACGCCAUGACAUGGGCGAUUCAUAUGGGUUUAAGCAGCAAUUUCAGGUACCAAACUCUGAAUGGGAUUGAGUUCGUUUUAGCAAAAGGGAUGCCACCAUUGUUGUUCAAGACUUCUGUGGUUGGGUUGAGAUUGGUGAAUAACGUGCUUGGAGGGAUGUCGUUUGUGAUUCUGGCAAGGAUGACCGGAUCACAAAACGCCGGCGGAGAAACCGAGGAGAAGAAGAUGGUGGGUAGCAGUGAUGAAGAGGAGAGUUCGGAGGAGAAAGUGAAGUUGUUGAACAAUGAAAGCCCUUCCAAGUAA
Messenger RNA from Lactuca virosa, 1101 nucleotides. The record is from the annotation of a GenBank genome assembly. NCBI's taxonomy places the organism in Eukaryota, Viridiplantae, Streptophyta, Magnoliopsida, Asterales, Asteraceae.